Molecule: messenger RNA, 1518 nt
Organism: Trichophyton rubrum CBS 118892
Lineage: Eukaryota; Fungi; Ascomycota; Eurotiomycetes; Onygenales; Arthrodermataceae
Exons: 3
Coding region: 1-1518 (505 amino acids)
Biological process (GO): microtubule-based movement
Cellular component (GO): kinesin complex; spindle; centrosome
Molecular function (GO): ATP binding; ATP hydrolysis activity; microtubule binding
Source: RefSeq, a predicted model, not a curated record
AUGCGUGCUUCUCCACGUUCAUAUUACCAAGACCUGUUACAGUCGUCUAGCUUCCUUGUCGACCGCGCAUAUGGGCCAGAGAGCACAACAAGGUCGAUGUACGACGAUUUUGUAGCUCCCCUGGUGCCAUGGGCGUGGAGCGGCGGCGUUGGAACAUUCUUUGCAUACGGUCAGACUGGAUCAGGCAAGACCUUUACCGUAAAUGAAAUGGAAACCUUCAUCGCAUCGGAUUUGUUAGGCGGGAAGAUCUCUGGCCGACGCAGUGUUCACAUGUCUGUGUUUGAGCUGGCAGGAAAAGCUGCAUUUGAUCUCCUCAAUGACAAGCAUCAGAUCAGCGUCAUGGAAGAUUCAUUUGGAGAGACCCAGUUGGUUGGUAUCGUCGAACGCACUCCCUCGACGAUAGAGGAUUUCCUCAACCUGAUCAAGACAAGCAUGAUCUUCCGGGCUAGUGCCCCGACGCUUAAAAACGAUGCCUCUUCGCGCUCACACGCCAUCUGCCGAAUCAGGAUCGAAAACAAGGAUCAUCCCGACUGCCCUGAUGGUCUGCUCUUUUUGGUCGACCUAGCAGGCAGUGAGGCAGCGGCGGAUUCCAAGGACCACACUCCAGAGCGCAUGAAAGAAACAAAAGAUAUCAAUUCCUCUCUUUCUAUGCUCAAGGACUGUAUUCGAGGCCGGGCUACCUGGAACAUCAACGAGAAUACGGCUUCAGGCGGCACUAGCUCAAAACAUGUGCAUAUACCGUUCCGUAACACCACGCUCACCAAGGUGCUGAAACAUGUGUUUGACGUCAAUAGCCAUCGUUCCUGCAAGACUGCCGUCGUUGCAUGCGUUAGCCCCAGCGCUAUAGACGUAAAUCAGGGGAAGAGCUCUCUUCGAUAUGCAGAAAUGCUCAGGGUUCAGGUGCCUAAAUUGAAGCCAGUUGUCUAUGAUCCAGCGGUCCCACGUACCUGGACUAACAAGCAGCUGCGAGAGUGGAUUGUGAACAAUUCCGGUUCACCUCCUGUAGAUCCAUCGCAUGUUGCGCCUACUGAAUCUGGGAUACAGAUAUGCAAGCUGCCUAAGAGCGAAUUUGUCUCCCGAUGCCUAAAGGCGGAUGGAGUACGGCCCGAGCAGGCCAGAGCCUUUUUCGAUAAAAUAUGGCAGCUCCACGUUGACUCCCGUUCCCUGAAGACUAAAAGCGCCGCGACUAGCGAGCCGAAGAAACCGACCAUCCCGUUCAAAGAACGCCUCAAGCCUGGGAUGUUUGUGCGCGUUACUCCCCAGUCACCAAACGACCCGAUCCAUUUUCUUAUGUUGCUUGCUCCCGAAGGCGCAUUUGAUCAGACCAGGGUUGCUGCCAAGGAAAAUGGCGACGGCUGCGGUUCUAAGUACAUCUGUGCAGCAGUUGCCCCAUCAAUUAUGGUGGACGCCUAUGAGCUGUUUGUCUCGCAACAGAGAAUUGUAAGGAUUGAGGAUAUGGAGGCGGAAGUUUUGAUGGAAUAUGAUUCAGCCAUGAGAUACUACUUCAUGACCGUCUAA